Messenger RNA from Papaver somniferum (opium poppy), 2189 nucleotides. Its product is annotated as trithorax group protein osa-like. NCBI's taxonomy places the organism in Eukaryota, Viridiplantae, Streptophyta, Magnoliopsida, Ranunculales, Papaveraceae. Bases 124 to 1809 code for a protein of 561 amino acids. The record is from RefSeq and is a predicted model, not a curated record. The transcript has 3 exons.
GUCUAGACUAGAGAUUCUGUGAAACAACAGCUCAUACUAUAGACCCCUAAACAGUCUUUCUCUCUUAAAAAACCAUUUUCUCUCUCUAAAAAUCAAUUGUGUUGGAUUCAAUCAAAGAGAUCAAUGAAUUCAUCUAAGUUCAUGGACAAACAAAUCAUGGAUCUAACAGCAUCACAAAACAACCCUAAUAACAAUAACAACAUCUUUGAUAUUCUAAAUCCUUCUCCUCAAGAAGAGCAACAAACUAGUAGUAGCAGCGUUGUUGGCGUGAAGAAAGAUCUCAAAGAAGAGAUAUUACCUAGUUAUGAUUUUCAACCGAUUCGACCUACUACUAUUUCUUCAGUGAAUCUUGAUGGUGGGAGUAAUACUAAUCCUGAUGGAGUUAGGGUUUGGAGUUCUGCUGAUUCCAAAACUAAUUCAUCUGUUAGAAUUUAUGGCUCUGUUGAUGCCAAUGAAUCUGCAAAAGUCACCCAAGAGAAAGAUCGGAAGUCUUAUGAUGCAGCGGUAAUGUCCGAGAUUGACCGAGCAGUGAAGAAGCAUGCUGACGAUCUGCUUCAUGCAAUAGAAGGUGUCAGUGCCAGAAUAUCACAGAUGGAGAGCAGAACUCGAAAUCUCGAGAACUCGGUGGAUGAUUUGAAAGCGUCAAUCGAGACCAAUAAUGGCAGCACUGAAGGAAAAUUGAGGCUGCUGGAUAAUGUUCUCAGAGAGGUACAAACUGGAGUUCAGUUCUUGCGAGAUAAGCAUGAAAUAGCAGAGGCUCAUCUGCAACUAGCAAAGCUGCAAGCCUCCAAGGGAGACAAACAACCUGAAAUCCCAAAUAGCAUCACUCACUCAGAUACUCUGCAACAACCGGCUUUUGCUUCUCAACAAUCUCCCCAACAUCCAGUUGUUCCACAACAACCACUUCCUGUUAUCUCUCCUCCUAAUGCUCCUCCACCCCCACCCCAUCAAAACACAUACCAAGUUCAGCUUCCUCCUCAGGCAACCCAAAACCAGAUCCCCUCCAUUCCUCAGCGAGAGACAUACUUUCCACCACCAGGUCAAUUGGCGGAGGCUACACAACAGCCCUAUCAACUGCCUCCUGCUCAGCCGUCCCAACCUGGUGCACCGCAUCAACGUUUCCAACCUGUCCCGUCUCAGCUUCCGUCUCACUACUCUCAAGCAUCCCAGCUUCCUCAGCACCACCAACCUGUUGGUCCGAUGAACCCUUCUCUUCCUCACCACCAAUCUUCAAUAAGCCACCCUUCCGAGGAAAAUCAUUAUGCUCCACCUUCGAGCUACCCACCAAGUAUCAGGCAAUCUCCUUCCAUUACUCAGCCACCUAGUGGUCCCUCUUCUUCCCAACAUUUCUAUGGUAAUUCUCGCAUGCAUGAGUCCCCAGCAAGCCAAACUAAUUCAGGGUUUUCUGCUGGGUACAUCCCAUCACCUGGUGCUAACUUUAACGACUCCUAUGCGUAUAGUGGAUCCCCUUCUCACUACACUAACAGUUCAGCAAUGAAACCACCACCCCAGCAUUCUUCAUCCCCUUCAGCCCCUAGUGGUGGUGGUGGCGGAAGCGGUUACCCUCGUCUCCCUACUGCUCAGUUAUUGCCACAAGCAUUGCCUACUGCCAGUAGUGUCAGUGGCGGCAGUGGGUCAUCAAACUCUGGUGGGAGUGGAAACAGGGUCCCUAUUGAUGAUGUGGUAGAUAAAGUGGUAUUGAUGGGAUUCUCAAGGGACCAGGUGAGGACUACUGUGAGGAAACUUACAGAGAAUGGUCAAUCUGUUGAUCUUAAUGUGGUUCUUGAUAAACUGAUGAAUGGACACUGAGCAAGUUGCCAACCCUUGAAUGGUAAAUGGAGGCUUCUUUUCUUGAUUUAUUUGUAUAGAGCUAUAGAAACUAUGCUCUCUAAACCAGCUUUCUUUAUUGGGAAGAAUAUGUUUCUAAUGGGUCUGACUGGUGAGAGUCGGUAGUGACACAUAAUCUGCAUGUCUAUGAUUUGAUUGUAAUCUUUCGUUCUUUUUAGGUAAUGACACAUAAUCUAUGAUUUGAUUGUAAUCUUUCGUUCUUUUUAUUUCCUUUUCGCCUGUUAUUCGAGUACAUAUUUCUGUAAACCUGGCUCCUUGAAUCUUUGACUUCACAUCGUGAUAAUUCGUGUUCCUUAUAUAUAACAGCUUAUCAGUGAUUUAUCACUGGCUUUGCAUCGGUA